UUGGAAACAAAUAGCUAGCGAAUCUAUGUUCCGGCUAUGAGAGGUCAUUCUGGGACUCCACGUCUGUCACAUUUGUUAUUGCUCCUCUGCACCAAGGGGCAAAUUCAAAGCGGAUAUUUAUCUGAGGAAGGCGAUACAGUGGCGAUGCGUGUUCACGUUCAGCGCCGGCGCUGUUAACAAAACUCCCCGGGAAGAAGAUGCCAUCAUCAUUGGCAUUAAAGCACCUUUUUUAGAAUCCAAUAAGUGAGGUGGCCUUAACAAGAAGAAUGGCAGCGCCAGAAGCACACAUUUCUCAGGGCCUGCCAGUGGGAGGAGAUAUCCCAUUAGAACAACAAAAGGGGAAGAAUGACAAUACACGGAGCACUCCAGAUAAAGACGCUCUGGUAGAGCAGAGCAACCAGACCCAGGAUUCCUCUUUGCCCUCGAAUACACCAGGGGGUCAGGGCAGCCAGAAGGAGAUGGAGGAUUCAAAUACUGAAGUAAAAAAGCAGACGGAGCCCUCUGCUGCAGUGAUGGAACAGCCAGACAUUGACCCAGAGGAGAAGGACAACAAUGCCCCUGUGGGGAGCGGUGAGAGAGUCUCUGAAGAGGGAGAUGAAGAGGGAGAUGAAGAGGGAGCUGUAGAGCCCCGGUCCCAGACCCCACCCCUCGUCACAGACCAGAGGGCUACUAAAGAAUGCAAAGAGUCGUCCGUAAAAAAGCAGACGGAGCCCUCUGCUGCAGUGAUGGAACAGCCAGACAUUGACCCAGAGGAGAAGGACCAGGAUUCCUCUUUACUCUCAAAUACAUCAGGGGGUCAGGGGAGCCAGAACUCGGAGGAUUCUAAUACUGAAGUAAAAAAGCAGACGGAGCCCUCUGCUGCAGUGAUGGAACAGCCAGACAUUGACCCAGAGGAGAAGGACAACAAUGCCCCUGUGGGGAGCGGUGAGAGAGUCUCUGAAGAGGGAGAUGAAGAGGGAGAUGAAGAGGGAGCUGUAGAGCCCCGGUCCCAGACCCCACCCCUCGUCACAGACCAGAGGGCUACUAAAGAACGUAAAGAGUCGUCCGGUAAUGUGUCAAAGUUGAUGCUCGCUGGGUUUCUAGCGUUUCUGCUGGCCGUGGCGGUGAAUUUUUUCAGCUCUGAGUCUCUCUCUGAGAAAACCGAUUUCAACCGAACAGAGAUCUUCCUCAGAGAGAUGAAGAAGGUGGAGGCCCAGUUCCCCGGCCAGCGCUCUGAGCUGUGGAGGAGGAGCAGGAUCCACCUGGAGAGGCACCUCCAGACGGCCCAGCCCACAGAGCCAGUCAGCCUGAUGCUGACAGCAGGCCGCAGGGGGGAGAGGACGCUGCACUGCCUUGCCCUGCGCCUGGCCAACGCCGUCUCCUCUGCCCUCAACUCCUCCUCCAUCCUCCACAUCGACGGGGCCAGCAAGACUGGCCAGGACAGCGACCAGGUCAAGCUGGAUAUCGACACCCAGCUGCGGGAUGCCUUCGAGGGGGACCAGCCCGUAGCCGUUGUCUACCGCUUUGAGGAGCUGCCCCCGGGCUCCACGAUCAUAUUCUACCGCUACUGUGACCACGAGAAUGCCGCCUACAAGGAGGCCUUGCUCAUCUUCACCGUGCUGCUGGGGGGCGAGGAGGAGCUGCCAGCCAGCCUGGGACUGAGUGCUGUGGAGGAGAUGGUGGAUGACCACCUCCAGGACAGGUUCCUCUCCUCUGACCAGCCGGCCGCCUAUGACAUGAUGGACCUGGACAAGUUCAGUGGUCUGUGGAGCCGUAUCUCCCACCUGGUCCUGCCGGUGGCAGCAGAGGAGACCAUAGAGCGGAGGGGCUGUGUGUAAAACCCCUGUCUAUUUUUACCGUAACACCUUCUACCAGCCUGGUCCCAGAUCUGUUUGUGCUUUUUGCCAACUUUUCCGUUCUCAGUGCCAUUUUUUGGUAUCACACAAUUCCAUAGGGAGUUGGCCAGCGAGCAGACAGGCCAACCUUCUAAUGCUCUAACCACUGAGCUAUCUAAAACGUAUAUAUCCCCGCAUCCUUCAUAACAUUAUCAUCAUCAUCAUCAUCUUCACAGUUGUGAUGUUUUAAUAAAUGGUCACAGCACACGCAUCCUUCAUAACAUUAUCAUCAUCAUCAUCAUCUUCCCAGUUGUGAUGUUUUAAUGGUGGUCACAGCACACAGGGACAUGAAAGAUUCACGUCAUAAAAAUGUCUGUAGCGGUCGGCAAUAGUAACACUAUUAAGGUUUUGGUAAUGGGGUUGAGCGGUGCUGUGUCGACCACUUGCCACUUUAUUAGUUCAGUCUACUACUAAAGGCAGAGCCAAGAAGAAAAGAAAAAACAUUCAUCCAGAGAGAAACUGCACUAAUGUAAUUAGCGAUCUGGAAGACACAGCAGGGUGUGUAUUAUAUGUACAGCAUGUAUGAGAUUGUGGUUAAUAAUUAUGGAUAUGAUUUAUUAUGAGUGUUUUUACUCAGAUUUGACUCUUUUAAAAAAAGUUAUGUCCUAUUUGAAUUCUUCCUCCUAUAGAUGUCUAUUAAAGAGCAUCCUCUUUGGUGUGUGUAUCAUUCGUUGUUGUUUUGUAACCAGGGGUUUACCUAGUCAGGAAUACUCAGGUUGCCUCACCUGUCAAUGAUUUUGAGAACAAAGAUAUCAAUAAAACAUUGUGCCUUAAAAUAAUAAA
This is a messenger RNA of Coregonus clupeaformis (lake whitefish), 2657 nucleotides long. RefSeq names its product torsin-1A-interacting protein 2. NCBI's taxonomy places the organism in Eukaryota, Metazoa, Chordata, Actinopteri, Salmoniformes, Salmonidae. Gene Ontology annotation, biological process: membrane organization. The transcript has 8 exons. The coding region runs from base 267 to 1817 and encodes 516 amino acids. The record is from RefSeq and is a predicted model, not a curated record. Gene Ontology annotation, molecular function: ATPase activator activity. Gene Ontology annotation, cellular component: membrane.